Camelina sativa (false flax) is the source of this 647-nucleotide messenger RNA. RefSeq lists its product as uncharacterized. The record is from RefSeq and is a predicted model, not a curated record. NCBI's taxonomy places the organism in Eukaryota, Viridiplantae, Streptophyta, Magnoliopsida, Brassicales, Brassicaceae.
UAAAAAGAAAGGGGAGAAAAUUAGAAAAAGAGUUUUUAUUAGUUGCAAGCAGCCGCUGACAUUAUAUUUUUUCACUCAAGAGAAUGAGUGAGCGUGUAAAAGUUCUAGACAAAUCUGUUAAGGACAAAAUCGAUGAUUGUCUUAAUAAUCUCAGGGAGAUGAAGGAGAUAGAGAUCCAACUGAAACAGUCUUGCGGGGUUGACCCUCCUUGUAUGACCACAUCAAACGCUUCUGCCAUCGACUCUUGGCUUGAAACAUGGAAGGAUUUUAAGGAGAUGGAUAUAGAAGUCUUCACUUGCUUAAUCAGCAACAGGGGUUCUGAAGAGUUUCGCAGAAUGAAAAUUGCACGCCGUUUUGCUGUAGUAAGUUUACUGAUGGAAAUCAGAGGGAUAGAACUUCCACCACAUGAUGAUGCUAAUAUUCCACAACUCGAAGCUUUUCAUGACGAACUCCUCCAGGACCAAGUAGACGUAUUGGAAGAACAUUUAUGUAAGAUUCGAGUGGAGCAUCGCCUCCUUGCUGACAAACUUCGAUCCAAAUUCGUAUAAUCCAACUUCAGUCUUUCAUUUUCUAAUUAAAAAAAUAAUGCCCCCUCGAGGCUCUGAUUUAUAAUGCUUUCCCUUAUUUUCAAAACAAGUGAAAACACU